Nannospalax galili (Upper Galilee mountains blind mole rat) is the source of this 3210-nucleotide messenger RNA. It is a transcript of the gene Syk, whose product is annotated as spleen associated tyrosine kinase. The transcript has 14 exons. Bases 118 to 2007 code for a protein of 629 amino acids. The record is from RefSeq and is a predicted model, not a curated record. Gene Ontology annotation, cellular component: extrinsic component of cytoplasmic side of plasma membrane; cytoplasm. Lineage: Eukaryota; Metazoa; Chordata; Mammalia; Rodentia; Spalacidae. Gene Ontology annotation, biological process: innate immune response; positive regulation of cell adhesion mediated by integrin; protein phosphorylation. Gene Ontology annotation, molecular function: ATP binding; non-membrane spanning protein tyrosine kinase activity; signaling receptor binding.
CCCGCCAGCUUGGCGCGCCCCGUGCUCCAUGCCACCUGGUGCCUGGGACCCCAGAGCUCCUGUGAGAUAAGAAGGUACUUUCCCGAGUGUCUCCUCAUAUCCUGAAGGGGCGGAAGAAUGGCGGGCAACACGGCUGACAGCGCCAACCACCUGCCCUACUUUUUCGGCAACAUCACUCGGGAGGAGGCUGAAGACUACCUGGUCCAGGGAGGAAUGACAGAUGGGCUCUACCUGCUGCGCCAGAGCCGCAAUUACCUGGGCGGAUUUGCCCUGUCCGUGGCCCACAACAGGAAGGCACACCACUACACCAUUGAGAGGGAGCUCAAUGGCACCUAUGCUAUCUCUGGUGGCAGGACCCAUGCCAGUCCUGCCGACCUCUGCCAAUACCACUCCCAGGAAUCCGAUGGCCUCGUCUGCCUCCUCAAGAAGCCCUUAAAUCGGCCCCCAGGGGUGCAGCCCAAGACCGGGCCUUUUGAGGACCUGAAAGAAAACCUCAUCAGGGAAUAUGUGAAGCAGACCUGGAACCUGCAGGGCCAGGCUCUGGAGCAAGCCAUCAUCAGCCAGAAGCCCCAGCUGGAGAAGCUGAUCGCCACCACUGCCCAUGAGAAGAUGCCCUGGUUCCAUGGCAACAUCUCCAGGGAUGAAUCAGAGCAGACCGUCCUCAUAGGGUCAAAGAUCAAUGGGAAAUUCCUAAUCAGGGCCAGAGACAACAGUGGCUCCUACGCACUGUGCGUACUACAUGAAGGGAAGGUGUUGCACUAUCGCAUCGACAAGGAUAAGACAGGGAAGCUCUCCAUCCCUGAAGGGAAGAAGUUUGACACUCUCUGGCAGCUGGUGGAGCAUUACUCUUAUAAGCCAGAUGGGCUGUUAAGAGUCCUCACAGUGCCAUGCCAAAAGAUUGGUGCACAGACGGGUAACUCACAGAAUUCAAGUGCCCACCCUGUGACUUGGUCAGCGGGUGGAAUAAUCUCAAGAAUCAAAUCCUACACCUUCCCAAAGCCCGGCCACAGAAAGACUGCUCCAACUCCAGCCAGCCGUCCAGAGAGCACUGUGUCAUUCAACCCCUACGAGCCAUCAGGAGGGCCCUGGUCCCCAGACAGAGGCCUUCAGAGAGAAGCCCUACCCAUGGACACAGAGGUGUACGAGAGCCCCUAUGCUGAUCCUGAGGAGAUCCGGCCCAAGGAGGUCUACCUAGAUCGAAGCCUGCUGACCCUGGAGGACAAAGAACUGGGCUCGGGUAACUUCGGGACUGUGAAAAAGGGCUACUACCAAAUGAAAAAAGUGGUGAAAACAGUGGCGGUGAAGAUCCUGAAGAAUGAGACCAAUGACCCUGCUCUGAAGGACGAGCUGCUGGCAGAGGCGAACGUCAUGCAGCAGCUGGACAACCCCUACAUCGUGCGCAUGAUUGGGAUCUGCGAGGCCGAGUCUUGGAUGCUGGUGAUGGAGAUGGCAGAGCUCGGACCCCUCAACAAGUACCUGCAACAGAACAAGCACGUCAAGGAUAAGAACAUCAUAGAACUGGUCCACCAGGUUUCCAUGGGGAUGAAGUAUUUGGAGGAGUGCAACUUUGUGCACAGAGAUCUGGCUGCGAGGAACGUGCUGCUGGUCACUCAGCAUUAUGCCAAGAUCAGUGAUUUUGGUCUUUCCAAAGCUCUUCGUGCUGAUGAAAACUACUACAAGGCCCAGACCCACGGGAAGUGGCCCGUGAAGUGGUACGCCCCUGAAUGCAUCAACUACUACAAGUUCUCCAGUAAGAGCGACGUGUGGAGCUUCGGAGUUCUGAUGUGGGAGGCGUUCUCCUAUGGGCAGAAGCCCUAUCGAGGGAUGAAAGGGAGCGAGGUUACUGCCAUGCUGGAGAAAGGAGAGCGGAUGGGGUGCCCCCAAGGGUGCCCAAGAGAGAUGUAUGAGCUGAUGAACCUGUGCUGGACAUACGAGGUGGAAAACAGACCGGGAUUCACAGCAGUGGAGCUGCGGCUGCGCAAUUACUAUUACGACGUGGUUAACUAACAGCCUGGAUGCCUGUCACUGGCUGCCUUGGAUCACCAAGCAAUCAUAGGAAAUGCAUUCCGAUGAACUGACUUUUAGAGUUUCCAUCUCCCUCAGCCCAUGGGAAGAGUUACCCUCCUAAGGAACACGUAGAAGACUGGUUAGGUAAAGCUAGGGCUCACCCUUACUGCGAGCCCAUCCCAGAAGACAGACAGCAGGACAUCAGGACCUCUGGAUUCGUUUGGCUCUUUGUUUUCAUCGGUGUGUUUUUCACCAUGGAUGACUUUUAGGCUCUGUUUCCAAAUUCUAUUUACGUCAUUCUAGUUUUCUGGGUCCAGGGAUGCAGUGACCCCAAAGACCUGGCCUCGGGUACCAGGUGACAUGGAACAGUCCCACUCACCCUGCAGUUUCAAAACAUCCAAAGUUGUGAUUAGCAUGUGACACCUGAGAUGAAGGAAGAGAAAGAACAAGGAGGUUGGCUGCUUCUAGAACAUGCUCUGACAGCCAGCAAGACUGACCCCCGGCCACAGAAACUGUGCAGAUGAGAAAGUGCUGUGACAAUUAAAGGAAAGGAAGAAAGGAGGCUCACCAGUGCACUGUAAGCAGGCAGCCAGUUAGUGAAAUUACUCUGCUCUCAGCACUCGGGGACAGAAAUAACACGUGGAUGAGCAAGGAGAGUGGCUGGGAUGUACUGACUUGGCUUACGUGUGCCUGGAAGCCACCUUCCUGCAGAAUGACUUAACGUCUGCCUUUGUGUGCUUGCAGGGAAGGUGUAAACAAAGUUCUACAUGGAGUCUGCCAGGCUCCCGUGAUCCCAUGAGGCUAAGGACAAUAGUGUGUCAAGCAUGGGCUAGACUUCCUCCCUCUGCCAUCCCUUCUGACUCUCUGAUGGCAUGUGUGUCUAUGCAUUAUUUUUCUCAUGACUGUGACAAAAUAGCUAACAAGAAGCAACUUAAGGGAGGAAGGGUUUAUUCUGGCUCACAGUGUGAGGAGACAGUUCAUCAUGGCCGGGGUUGGGGGACGUGUCAGCAGGCAAUAAAGGCACAGCAGCAGGAGCUGGCUGGUCAUCUUACAUCUGCAGUCAGGAAACAGAGAGUGACAGGGAGUGAGACCAGGUUAUAAAACCUCAAGUCCUGUCCAUAGUGACCCAUUUCCUUCAGUGAGACUCCACCUCCUAAAGGUUCCACAAGCUUUCCAAACAGUGGCACCAGCUGGAGACCAAGU